This is a messenger RNA of Phalaenopsis equestris, 572 nucleotides long. RefSeq names its product kynurenine formamidase-like. Lineage: Eukaryota; Viridiplantae; Streptophyta; Magnoliopsida; Asparagales; Orchidaceae. The annotation marks the transcript as partial. The record is from RefSeq and is a predicted model, not a curated record. The transcript is spliced from 5 exons. Gene Ontology annotation, molecular function: arylformamidase activity.
UUUCUUAUAGGCCCUGCAUUGCUGGUUGAUGUUCCAAGAGACAGGAAUAUAACAGCUGAAGCGAUGGAGUCCCUACAUAUUCCAAGAGGAGUUCUACGUGUGCUUUUCAGAACACUGAACACUGACAAGGAACUUAUGUGGAAGAAAGAGUUUGACACAAGCUAUGUUGGGUUUAUGAAGGAUGGAGCACAAUGGCUGGUUGAUAACACUGAUAUUAAACUUGUUGGUAUUGAUUACUUGUCCAUUGCUGCAUAUGAUGAUCUGAUCCCAUCUCAUCUGGUUUUACUCAAGAACAGGGAUAUUAUCAUCGUUGAGGGCUUAAAGUUAGAACAUGUUAAGCCUGGUAUCUACGAUUUGCAUUGCCUGCCUCUGAGGUUGCGUGGCGCAGAGGGCUCCCCUAUCAGGUGCAUUCUAAUCAAAUCAUAACCUGCUUUCUGUAAAUAUGCUUUUGAAUAAAAUGGGAAUAAAAGAUAUAUAUAUAUACAUAUAAAUUUCUAAUACAUUUCUGUAUGGUUUUUGAAUGAUCAUUAUAUUUUAUAUCAUUUGGAUGACAUUAGCUGUAGACUGAUUAU